AAGCAAAGGAUUCAAUGGAAACACCCUAUCGUUGGCCUACAUGUGCGACGGACUGACAAACUGCUAAAAGAGGCUAAAUAUCACUCAAUGGAUGAGUACAUCAAAUAUGUGGACCGGUAUUACGAUAAUCUGGACACGACUUCUGGCAAAACAACUCGCAAUAGACUCGUGUAUUUAGCGACCGAUGAGCCAAAUUGUAAUAAUUAUAGGCAAAGGGUUGGGUUUAAGCACCCGAUAGUUGGCAUACAUGUGCGCCGGACGGACAAACUCAUACGCGAAGCCAAAUACCAUUCCCUCGAUCAGUACAUGUCAUAUGUGGACCGGUAUUACAAUAACACGGAUGUAAUGAAUGGCAAUACCAGUGAACGACUCGUGUAUUUGGCGACCGAUGAGCCAAACGUAUGGCUCAAUGAAAUCAAGCCAUACAUCGGAAAGGGAUUUAUAUUUAAAGGCGAUAUGAAAGCGACAAUGAAAUCGUAUAAUAAAAACCGAGAUAAAAUGUUUAGUGCAAGAUUCAUGGACAAUGUGGAAGUGUAUAAUACUGAUAAAAUGGUGCCUGCACAAAUCAAGACUCAAUUACACUCCCUGUCCACUGAACCCUUUGCUCUAUUCGUGGGUUUAUUAAUCCAGUAUUUAAUGCGUCCGACACUAGAGUUGAGCCGAUAUUACGAUAAUUAUAAGCAAAGGAUUCAAUGGAAACACCCUAUCGUUGGCCUACAUGUGCGACGGACUGACAAACUGCUAAAAGAGGCUAAAUAUCACUCAAUGGAUGAGUACAUCAAAUAUGUGGACCGGUAUUACGAUAAUCUGGACACGACUUCUGGCAAAACAACUCUCAAUAGACUCGUGUAUUUAGCAACCGAUGAGCCAAAUAUUAAAUGUGGAUUUGGGUGUACCAUGCACCACUACACCUAUUGCCUAAUAUUAGCCCUUAAACUGAACCGGACACUUAUUAUACCCGAGACUAUCACAAAUACGUACACAUCACACAUGAAAAUGCUUUUCCGACCCAUAAGUGACACGUGUUUGGACUCAAACGGAGACAACAGCACCACAUGGGAAGGGAUGUCAGACCAGACACACUAUUAUUAUCAAGUGAUUGACUUUUAUUUUGGCUAUAAUUCAAAGGGAUAUCUCCAGGAUUUGAAAAAUCUCACACAAAUAAUCCGUCAAUUGCAAUCCCUGUCCACUGAACCCAUUCCUCUAUUCAUUGGACACAUAAUCCGGUAUUUAAUGCGUCCGACACUAGAGUUGAGCCGAUAUUACGAUAAUUAUAAGCAAAGGAUUCAAUGGAAACACCCUAUCGUUGGCCUACAUGUGCGACGGACUGACAAACUGCUAGAAGAGGCUAAAUAUCACUCAAUGGAUGAGUACAUCAAAUAUGUGGACCGGUAUUACGAUAGUCUGGACACGACUUCUGGUAAUAAAAGCCACAAAAGACUCGUGUAUUUGGCGACCGAUGAGCCAAAUGUAUGGCUCAAAGAAUUGAGUCCUUAUAUUGAGAGACGGAUUGAGUUCAUCGGAGAUCAACACAUAUCUCGUGAAGCAUUUGCUCAAAUGUCUGUCGAUUGGGGUUUGAGUUAA
Messenger RNA from Oppiella nova, 1584 nucleotides. The record is from the annotation of a GenBank genome assembly. Lineage: Eukaryota; Metazoa; Arthropoda; Arachnida; Sarcoptiformes; Oppiidae.